This is a messenger RNA of Branchiostoma belcheri (Belcher's lancelet), 482 nucleotides long. RefSeq lists its product as uncharacterized. The record is from RefSeq and is a predicted model, not a curated record. Bases 26 to 385 code for a protein of 119 amino acids. Lineage: Eukaryota; Metazoa; Chordata; Leptocardii; Amphioxiformes; Branchiostomatidae. The transcript is spliced from 4 exons.
GGAAUUACCGGGGAGCUCCGCUGGUAUGGUCACCGGACUAGACAGGGGAAGCGCGCCGCGGCAGCCGGCUUGGUCAGCGUGGAUUUUUACUUGGAACAAAAUAGUAAAUCUCAGACAUGCAGCGAGGGAUACCCUACUGUUCUACACUGAACACCGGUGCUGGCAUAUAAGGUUAUGCCCUGUCCGCGCUAAACUGCCCGCACCUGCCAACGACUCGGGGUUCCGAACAGUGGAGACCAUCUCAGUGCACGGAGAAGGUUUCACUCUACAUGACGACAAACACAACAGUUACUCAAGAAUACAAUCAAAAAGUGGAACAAAAUACCAGGCAGACUUCGGCAUGUCCACCCUGAGAUGCAGACUACAGCAGGAAUUUACUGGCUAGCACGAAACCCAGUCGUGAAAGGAUUGGGGUGUGCAUUCAUGUUUUUCACGCAAGAAAGUUGAAAAACAAGCACUGCAGCUGAAUGCAACAGCAUCGU